Patella vulgata (common limpet) is the source of this 7824-nucleotide messenger RNA. Its product is annotated as PDZ domain-containing protein GIPC3. Lineage: Eukaryota; Metazoa; Mollusca; Gastropoda; Patellidae. The transcript has 5 exons. The coding region runs from base 320 to 1363 and encodes 347 amino acids. The record is from RefSeq and is a predicted model, not a curated record. Gene Ontology annotation, molecular function: protein binding.
AACAAAUAAACACUGGGCCAAUUCUAUUGUUACGUGUAACAGUAAUUCCCAUUGCAUCUGUUGGUGAAAACGUUUCACCUGUACAGUUAAUUAACGGUGCGAACAUCAUCAUGCCACAUUAUUGCACACCUGAGAGCGCGUGCAACGAACUACCCCACCCCAUACAUCGACGUCACUUCCCGCAAAUUGUCGGCCAUUUUCAAUGUUCAGUGUCAGGUAUAACGAAGUGAAUUUUCACCCGGUUUGAUUACCUGUGAACAGGUGUAUUUAUUUGGACAUAAUCUGGAUUACGAUAAAUUGGUGACGAUAAACUUUCAAAAUGCCUCUUAAAAAUAUACUAAACCGACAGAAGAAGAACAAAAGUAAAGAAAAUCUAUCCGAGAAUCAGAACAGUCCGACGAGAGAAACACCCCGCCCCGAAGCCCCGACGACGACACCUGAAGCCAAUGGCGGAAAUACCGUAAAAUCAGAUCACCCUCAACAACCUCCCAGACCAAAGUUAGUGUUUCAUUGUCAACAGGCACAAGGCAGUCCCACGGGUAUUAUAUCUGGCUUCACAAACGUCAAAGAAUUGUAUGUAAAAAUAGCCGAAUGUUACGAGAUACCAUCCUCAGAAAUUCUAUUUUGUACAUUAAAUACACACAAAUGUGACAUGACAAGAUUACUAGGAGGACAAAUUGGAUUAGAGGAUUUUAUUUUCGCACAUGUUAAAGGUCAACCAAAGGAAGUAGAAGUAGUGAAAUCCGAAGAUGCGCUAGGACUUACAAUUACAGAUAACGGAAAUGGAUAUGCUUUCAUUAAACGGAUUAAGGAGGGAAGUAUAAUGGAUAAAGUUCCGAUAGUUUAUGUUGGGGAUCAUAUCGAGAAGUUAAACGGUCAAACCGUGGUAGGUCUAAGACAUUACGAAGUAGCUAAAAUGUUAAAGGAAAUACCAAAAGGAACAACGUUUACAUUACGAGUUGUGGAACCUCUUAAAUCUGGUUUCUCAUUUGUUGGUCAAUCAACUGGUAAGAAAUCGUCAAGUGUAUCAAAUAAAGUUGGAAGUGGAAAACAGACACUGCGGUUGCGAUCUACUGGACCAGCUACAGUUGAACAGGACGAUGAUGCAGCAAAUAUAGCAACUGAUAAAAUCAAUAAUUUAUUAGAAUCCUACAUGGGAAUAAAUGAUACAGAACUAGCACAAAGUAUCUGGGAAAUUGGUGAUAAAUGUGACAACCCUCACGAUUUUGCUUGUGCCGUUGAUGAAUCUGAUAUGAAAGAUUUCGGUUUCACAGAUACAUUCAUCUUUGAUUUAUGGGGAGCUAUCACAGAUGCUAAGAGUGGACGUCUCAAGAAAACGCAAGAAUUUAACGAACAGUUUUAGAAUAAUUUAAUUAAUUGUAGAAUAUCUAUAUAUGGACUUAUUUUAUGUAAUAUAUGGCCUCCAAAUUUGUGUCGUGAAAUUUGAUUUGAUUAUUAAAUAAUAUGAAUAUAAUGCGUUAAUGCUCAACAAAGGGCCAAUAAUUUCCAAAUAUGAUUUCAUUUUCUGCAUUUUCCUUCUCUUUUUUUUGUAAUAUUAAUAUUGUUAAAGUUGAAUAUUAUUAUGCGAUUAUACUAAAGUCACAUGCUAAGACCAGUUGUCGAUUUUGUUCUCAUCAACAUCUGAAUAUUUGAUAAUGGUGGCCAUGUUGUAAUUAGUAAUUAUAAUUAUUUAUAAUUGUAUCAUUAUUUUAGUAAUUUUUAUGGUUUGUGUGUCAAAUAAUUUUUGUCUUUGUUUUGUUUUGUGUGUUUUUCAUAACUGAGGUAAUUUUUUUUUUUCUCUAAUAAGAAAGUCUUUUUUUUUAAAUACUUUUUUUUAAUUUAUACACAUUUUGUAAUUACUUCAACUGAAAUUGGAAUUCAACAAUUUCGUUUUUAUAUAUAUUUCAUUAAGUGUAGCAUUUCAUAAAGUAGACAUUAAAUAUGUGAUAUUUACAUAUAUAAAAAACACAUUAGUUUGUCAUUGACAAUUCACAAUUUAGUUUCUUUACAUGAUAAUUCUUGAACUUUAAAGGAACUAAAUCGCUAAUAUUUGGGACCAAGAAAUAAUAAUGUAAUCUGAUUGUAUAUAAACUGAUUUACAUUCAAUUGUUUCCGUUUUGACUCUAAUUUCAAAUCAAUUAUGUCCAGCAAAAUAUGGCAUGAGUCUCGGCCAAAUGCCCAUUUCUAGCGUCUGGUUAUUCCAGUCUAUUGCACAUGCUCUCUAGAUAAGAUAUGGUGUCACCGUUUGACUUGAGUUGUUGAAUAUGUCUAGCCUCGUUCUUUCUGGUGACUUGUUACAAAUGACGCGGAAACGCAUUAUGGUACACGAUUCGUGUACCAAUGGUAAAAUGUUUAUUUUGUCUUAAAUAUUGGAUAUCAGAAGCCUACCUUUUCCCGGUAAGAUUACAACACCAAUGUUGAUUUGAAUUGACAAAUAAUUUGUGUUUUCAACGUGUAAGACUGGAUGAUAUUGAGUUAGAGACUUAGCUACUUUAAGAUUGUUGUUGAUUUGAUAAUUCAAGAAAAGUUCCUUUAUAAAGUUUAAAAGUUUGAUUUGUCUUUGACAGGCCAGGUUGGUUUUCUCCAACUUGAAUUACCUAUUUAAUAACUUUGUUGUUGUUUCAUCAUUAAAAAAAAUGUUGCUUUAUUGUAGUUGUUGAAACAUGUUUUACUGCAGUUGUUUUCCAGAAGUUGUUAAAAAAUGUUAAGCAGUUGUUUAAAAUAUAUAAUGAUUUAAGUUGUUUAAAAUUCUGAUUUAUUACAUUUAUUAAAACCUAGAUGUAUUGCAGUUGUUAAAAUUUUAGCCGUACUGCAGGUAUUUAUAAAAUGUUUGAUUUCUGUUAUUAAGGUAUCUGUUGUAUGCUCUCUAUAUAUUGACGAAAGAUCAGUGAUUCUGUGAUUAUAUAUUUAAAAUAUUUUUUUUUUACCAUUAGACAAAUAUAUACAGAUAUCUGAUGGACGACAUAUCACUUUUACAAUUUGUGAUAAAAACAUUCCAAUGAAUGCUUAUUUAUCUGUUUUUAAGAUAUAUUCCUUUAAUUACAACUGGUAAAAUAUAAUUUGAUCUCUGAUCUAUGGUUGUAAAAUCAGGGUUUUAGACUGUAUAGGAAUAUAUCUUUAAUUUAAAUAAAUAAUAAUUAAUGAAAACCAUUCCAAUAUAUUCCACAGUUAUUAUAUACAAGUGUAUAUACUGUUAUUUGUUAAUAUAUUAUUAAUGUAGUAUAUAUUUUAACAUUGUCUCAUCUAAUGACUUGUUAGGAUAAUACAACAUAAAUCCUGACACCUUGACUGAAUUUGCUGAUUUUAUUGUACCUUGAAUACAACAAAAAAAUUUGAACUCAUGAAAUCCUCAAAAUUGUAUCAGUUUUUCUAGAGGGAUUAAGCAUGAGACCUUUUGCUAUUUAUUGCUAAAUAUACCAAUAAAAAAUAAUAAAACUAAGCUUGUUUUUGACCUGUUUAGUUGAUUAAAUGAAACAUUCACAACAAUCAUUACAAAUUGAAGUAUGUGAACAACUCUUUUGAUGUUCCAUUGUGCCCAGUACAUAUUCAAACUUACAUUGUUGAGUAUGGGACGUAUAUCCUGACACUGUAACAUAGUGAAAAUGGGUUAAUUAAUAUAUUUAUCUGCCAUGAUCUUCACAGAAAAUCAAAAUACAAGUCUGUCUGGUGUCCCAAUGAUAAAUUAUUACCAAAUAUGUAGAUUGUGUUCAGUAGAUUACAGAAUUUUACUCAUGUAUGCUAUUAUUUAUUAACCAUUCUAUUCUAUAGUCUAUUAAUAUGUAUUUAAGGAGAAACUUGUUAAUUUUUAAGGUUCCAUUGCUUAUAAUAUUCUUGCCCAUUUCUGUACUUAAUAUUUUGCUACUUAAAAAGUGUUUCACUGCAUUGUACUUUUCCGUACUGGUAUGUAUUUUGUCACAUUGUGAUGUACUUCACUGUACUGCAUUGUACUUCUUAAUACUUAUAUGUACUGUAUUUUAGCCUAUUGUUCUGUACUGUAUUGUAGGUCUUCAUACAGUACUUUAUUGUACUAAACUGCAUUGUACUUUGGUAUACUAUAUUGUACUAUCUACUGCACUGUGUGUGGUAUUGUACUUUGCUGUACAAUACUAAAAUGUACUUUACUUUGCUGUACUGUACCUGUCUUUGUUGCUCUUAGCUAUACUGUACUAAUAUAUGUUUGCGUAUUGUAAAUAUGUACUUCACUGUAUUGUACUAAUGCACUGUAGGGCUAUAUUAUGAAAUGUAUUGAAAGAUGGAGACAACACUAAAAAUGCUUCAAUGAGAAGGUUACACGUGUAAGGGAAAUAACUCCAGAAAACAUUCAUGUGCUUGAAAACAAAACAAACGUGUAAUGUUGUAAAACACCCGAACUGUAGUGAAAGUCAGUUCUCAAUAUAAGGGGGGUGGUUGGAUGGCCGAAUGAUUAGCAUGUGCGUGCUGUAUCAUAAAGCCUGUCAUUGAGUCAACUGGCAUGGUUUCGAAUCCCCGGUUGUACAUGACAAGGAGUAACGUCGCCUUUCUAACCACUGCUAAAGACCCCUCUGCGCUAGCGAAUUCUUGAAAUAAAAUUAAACCAUAUGUUAGUCCUGAAAUGACCUAGUUUGUGUUGAGUGGACGUUAAACCCCAUUUCUCUCUCUCUCUCAAUAUAGGGGGGGGGGGGUCAGCAUGGUACACAGCAGUGUUAUAGUGAAGUCCAGUAUAUAGGGGAUUUACCAACAUAGUGUUAUACUGAAGAUCCAGUGUAUAUCUAGCUGUCAUUCUUCAAUUAAACUAUUCAGUUUUAUUCUUUAGAAUAUUAUUACAUAUUUUUUUAACACUUAAAAGUGUUAUUAUUAUAUUUAAUUUUCAAGACAUACUACUGUAUAUUGUAUUGCAUGUGAGAAUCAACUGAUAAAAAUUGUGAUAAUUGAACCUUAUUUAUCAAUAAAACUAUUCUCAACUGUUUGUACAAUUGGUGGACAUAUAAUUCCAUUUUAGUUCUAAAAUUACCUGGUUUGUGUCAAAUUGAUGUUAAACCCAAUAUCCCUCACUCCCUUUGUAUCAUUCUAUUUACUUACUUUAUUUAUUUGGGUGCAAGUGGGUAAUAGGGACCUAAUCUCAAGUAUGGAUAUUUUAAUUUCCACACACUUCUUGGCUUAAAGUAGCCUGAUAGGAGAAAGCCAGUAUCAAUUUGUAGAAUUUUAUCAAGGGUCAGACCCAUUAUUAUUACGGUGAAUGUUACAUUUUAUAUUUUUCUUCAACAUUUUUUUUCUGAAAUACAAAAGUAGUUUUCUGCAAAUUUUUAUAAAUAUUUUUUUUUUUUAAAUUUUCAUUUUCCAUUCAAUAUCAACUAAAUGCAUUCAACAUUUUUCUCCCAAUUUUUGGGGGGUAUUUUGAUUUAAAAUCAAGGUCAAAAAAUGCUUCUUUUAAUUACCUCAACUAGAAAAGAGACAAUUAAGAGUAUGCUUAGUUUUAUAUUAGGUUGUGGCUUAGAUUUUCUAAAAAAUUUUAUAAGAUUUUUUUUACUGAUCUCAUUUUCAGUUCAAUAUGAUAGGAGAUAAAUUGUUGUAAUUGGAUUCAAUAUUGAGAUAUAACAAAGGCCUUAUAACACUAACAGUACCUUGCUGAUAGUUUUGAAUUCCAUCCGAAUGAAUAUUCAAAUUUUUUCGAUAAAUUUUGUAACGUUUUCAGAGAAAACAUUUUAUUGUGUAAAUGUUGUAUAUUAUAAAAGAGUUGUGUGGAUGUGAUAUUAUCAAUAUAUUAAACUAGACUGUAUUCUUGAUAGUAAAGAUCUAAGUAGUCCAAAUCGUUCGAUUCCUUCCCCAGCCUCCGAUAGCAAAACCAGGUUAAUAUUUAUUAACCAACUACCAAUGCGAUGGUUUCUAAAUUGAUCUAUUCCCCACUCCCACCUCACCUCUAGUUAAAAAAUUUGUAUCCACAUUUGAUAAAAUUAACUAUAACUAGUUAGUAAAAAAAUUUGUAUCCACAUUUGAUAAUAUUUAACUAUAACUAGCUGAGAUGGUAUCUAAAUUGAUCUAUUCAACACCCCCACCUCGCUCCCACCUCUAGUUAAAAAAUUUGUAUCCACAUUAAAUAACAUUAACUAUAACUAGUUAGUAAAAAAAAUUAUAUCCACAUUUGAUAAUAUUUAUAACUAGCUGAGAUGGUUUCUAAAUUGAUCUAUUCAACACCCCCACCUCGCUCCCACCUCUAGUUAAAAAAUUUGUAUCCACAUUUGAUAACAUCAACUAUAACUAGUAAAAAAAAAUGUAUCCACAUUUAAUAAUAUUUAACUAUAACUAGCUGAGUGUGCUAUGCUACUAUAUAAAUAAGCAUGUUUUGUGGCUAUCAAUGAUAAAAUUAACCUGUUUGUGUGUGUGUGAUGGUAAAUUAAUAUUUUCAAUAAAGGUUGCCUUGCUAAUUGUGAACACCAAAUAAAAUCAAUGACCUGGAUUAUUGUGACUACUAUCGGUGUUAAUUUAGUUUUUCCAGUUGCCAUAUGCCUGUAUUACUACUCAAAUAAAGUAGUCUGAAUCUGAAAUAAAUCCAGGUCACUGAUCUUAAAUAAGAAGGCUUUACUUAUUAAGUUACAAGGAUUAUACAUAUUAUAUAUCUGUGUCAAAUCAUUAAAGUGUGUCAAAUUCCAUCAACAUUGAAUGUGCUAUUUUAAUUACCAUUCAUUGAUCCAUUGAUAUCUAAAGAUAUGUUGCAUGUGUGAUAAAGUAUACUUUUGUCUUUUUGAAUCAUUUAAAAGAUUCAGUUGCAUGUAAUCUUAAUUAAAGAGGCAUUGACACAUACCCAAUUGAUUUCAUCAAUUAAAAAUUAUUCUGUGUCUCCUCUACUGGCUGACAAUCUAAGCACUAACUUAGAAUAAGAUACAGCCCCUACAAAAGAAUCAAGAGUGUCUUUGAAUGCUACAAGAUAUAUUUACUCAUUAGAUGUUAACUCGUGAUUCAACAUCUUAAAUAGAUGGAUUGAUAUUGCUUUAAAUCCAUAACAUUUUAUCAUAUGAGAUGUUGUAACACUCGCAAUCGUUGUUUCAGGAACAUGAUGGAUGAUUUGAUAACCUUAAUUUAUUCACAUAUAAAAAGUAAAAUUAAAAAUUUAUUUUCUAAUGAUCACCAGCUAUCAAGAAAGCGUUAUUACCUGGACAAAUCAAGGAUUAAAACUUUAGAUAAUUGUUUAAGUUUUGAUAUGUUAUAAAAUUCUAUGGAAGUUAUAAUUUUGAAAGUUUAUGAAAAUGAUAAAUGUUUUUACUAGCUGUGAUUUAACUAAUGUUGGAAUUAUUUGACACUUUCUUAUUCUUGUAUUUCACCGACAAUCAUCCAUAUUUAUACAUGCUUUUUGUUAACACAAAAAAAAAGAGAAAUGUUUCAGACAAACUUUGAAACUUCUUGGUUAAAACUGCCCAUAAUAAAAAAAAUAAUUUAAAUAAUUUUUAGAUGCCCACAUUUUGAUUUGUUUCUGGUCCAGAAUUGCAUUAUUCACAUUGGUGAUAUUCAACAAUUUCUUAACUUUUGUGAUUAUGAGCGAUAUAUGAAAAUUACUGCUAGAGUUAUUGCCCUUUGUCACAUUUUGAAAUCUUCGGGACUCUCUAGCUGUUGUUAUCAGUGCACAUGCAAAAAUAAUCAGAAGUGAUAUUUUGGCGGGGGUUUUUUUGUGUCAACAAAACUUUAAUAUAUUUGUAUAUUCCAGUAAUUAACAAAUAAAGAUGCAUGUUGUAUAUUUGUACAUUAUGUUAAGCCAAUGAAGCAAGGAGUUGUAUAUUUUAAAUAUAUUGGCCAAUGAGACGUAUUGUAUAAUUUGUGUAUUGACUAUAUUGACCAAUGAAAGGAAGGAAUAUA